Messenger RNA from Cavenderia fasciculata, 810 nucleotides. It is a transcript of the gene cyc1, whose product is annotated as cytochrome c1. NCBI's taxonomy places the organism in Eukaryota, Evosea, Eumycetozoa, Acytosteliales, Cavenderiaceae. Bases 1 to 810 code for a protein of 269 amino acids. The record is from RefSeq and is a predicted model, not a curated record. Gene Ontology annotation, biological process: mitochondrial electron transport, ubiquinol to cytochrome c. Gene Ontology annotation, molecular function: electron transfer activity; heme binding. The transcript has 2 exons.
AUGUUCAAUCAUUUAAGAAAUAAUGCACUAAAAUAUAUUGGAGGAGUUGGAAUAAGUGUUGCAGGAGUAUCAUCAGCAGCAGUUUACCUUUCUGAUGAUUUUGCACAACCACCCGAGUAUCCAUGGAACCAUCGUUUCCCAUGGCAAGCAUUUGAUCACGCUUCGAUUCGUCGUGGUCAUCAAGUAUACACUCAAGUUUGUUCGACCUGUCACUCUCUUGACCUCGUGUCGUACCGUCACUUGAUUGACGUUGCCUACACUGCACAAGAGAUGAAGAAUUUGACUGCCGAACUCACAGUCAUGGACGGCCCAGACAGCGAGGGUGAUAUGUUUGAGAGAAAGGGAACCAUCACUGAUUUCCAUCCCAAGCCAUACCCCAACGCCAACGCUGCCAGAUAUUCCAACAAUGGUGCUUUGCCACCCGAUUUGUCGUUGGUCGUCAAGGCUCGUACUCACCACGAAGAUUACAUCUUUGCCUUGUUGACUGGUUACUCUGACCCACCAGCUGGUGUCAAGGUUGUCGGUGGUCAACACUUUAACCCAUACUUUCCCGGUACCAAGAUUGCCAUGGCCCCACCACUCGCUGAAGGCGCCCUCGAAUACGAUGACGGCACUGAAGCCUCGGUCUCUCAAAUGGCCAAGGACGUAGGCACCUUCCUCGCCUGGGCUUCCGAACCAGAACACGACGAUCGUAAGAAACUCGGUAUCAAGAUCAUCCUCGGUCUCUCUAUCAUUGCUCUCCCAAUGUUUUACUGGAAGCGUUUGAAAUGGAGUACUAUCAAGACUCGUAAAAUUGCUUUCAAAGAUUAA